AUCACACCGAGCUAUUGUCAAGAUGCCGCAGAAACACAGAGUUGCCGUCGUUGGCUCCGGAAACUGGGGCUCGACGAUCGCCAAAAUCGUUGCGGAGAACACGAAAGCGCAUACCGAUGUCUUCGACGAAAAAGUCCAGAUGUGGGUGUUUGACGAAGAUGUCCAGGUUCCCGAGUCCUCGAAACACCGCAGCAAGUACGGCGAUAAAACCUACAAACUCACCCAGCUUAUCAACGAGACCCACGAGAAUAUCAAGUACCUGCCUAAUAUCCGAUUGCCCGAUAACCUCGUCGCAAACCCUGAUCUGCCGUCGACGGUUGACGGCGCAACGUUGCUGAUCUUCAACCUCCCGCAUCAGUUCAUUUCGAAGACACUGGAGCAGGUGCAAGGGAAAAUUGUGCCCUACGCGCGUGGGAUCUCGUGUAUUAAGGGUGUGGAUGUUUCGGACGCGACGGUUACGCUAUACUCGGAGUUGAUCAUGGAGAAACUGGCUAUCUAUUGCGGUUCUUUGUCGGGCGCCAACAUCGCGACGGAAGUAGCUGCGGAGAGAUUCUGCGAGACGACGAUCGGCUACGACCCUCCACCCAUGGAUCUGAAGUCUGACGAUGGAUCGCCCAAGGAUAACCUGGUCAAGGUCGACGAGCAACGGCAAGAUAAAACCAAGCCUACGCACGUCAAGCUACAACCCGUGCCCCAGGACUACCCUCAUGUCGAUGGUAAACUGUGGGACCUGCUGUUCUCGAGGCCGUACUUCAAGGUUCAUGUUGUGCCAGACGCAGCAGGUGUGUCCCUGGGCGGUGCAUUGAAGAACAUCGUGGCACUAGCGACGGGUUUCGUACAAGCCAAGGGAUGGGGAGAGAACACCAAGGCCGCCGUGCUCCGGCAGGGUGUGCUUGAAAUGGUCAAGUUCGGCCAAACCUGGUUCCCACAGUCUGUUGACGAGCGGACAUUUACCGUCGAAAGCGCCGGUGUCGCGGAUCUAGUGGCAUCCUGCACGGCUGGUAGAAACUUCCGCUCCGCUUGCCACGCCGUGGAGAAGGGGGUUUCUGUAGAGGAGAUUGAGAAGACGGAACUUAACGGUCAGAAACUACAAGGUCUUGGUACGGCCCAGUCGGUCUGGGAAUUUCUGUCGAAGCAUGGAAAGACCGAGGAGUUUCCUCUCUUCAAUGCGGUGCACGGCAUCAUCGAGGGUUCCUCAUCGGUGGACGAUCUGCCUAAGCUGCUACAAUGAGCUUCUCUAUACGGGCAUAGUAGAGCGAUGUGUAUAUUCUCCAGUUAAUGCAACUAAAUAAUCGU
Molecule: messenger RNA, 1296 nt
Organism: Aspergillus ruber CBS 135680
Lineage: Eukaryota; Fungi; Ascomycota; Eurotiomycetes; Eurotiales; Aspergillaceae
Product: glycerol-3-phosphate dehydrogenase family protein
Exons: 3
Coding region: 23-1231 (402 amino acids)
Biological process (GO): carbohydrate metabolic process; glycerol-3-phosphate catabolic process
Cellular component (GO): glycerol-3-phosphate dehydrogenase (FAD) complex; nucleus; cytosol
Molecular function (GO): NAD binding; protein homodimerization activity; glycerol-3-phosphate dehydrogenase [NAD(P)+] activity
Source: RefSeq, a predicted model, not a curated record